Molecule: messenger RNA, 1560 nt
Organism: Theileria annulata
Lineage: Eukaryota; Apicomplexa; Aconoidasida; Piroplasmida; Theileriidae
Product: pepsinogen, putative
Exons: 5
Coding region: 1-1560 (519 amino acids)
Biological process (GO): proteolysis
Molecular function (GO): aspartic-type endopeptidase activity
Source: RefSeq, a predicted model, not a curated record
AUGAUAAAAUGUAUAAUAAUCGCAAUAAUAAUAAAAUUAAUAAAUACAUUACCAUAUUGUAGUGAUAUUAAUAUUAAUAAACCUUGUAUAUAUAAUGGUCCAAUACAAAAGAGAAUAUUUGUAUUGAAAUCAUUAACACCAAAUGAGAAUAAAACAACAGAAGAAAUAAAUGAAGAAAAUUGGCAUAAUGUAAAUAAAGGAUUUAUACAUUAUUUUUAUCGUUCUUCCGUUACGGGGUCAGGUCCAACAGCAAGUAAUGGACCUAAGGAAGCUGUUACUGAGGAUAGUAGUACAGUUGGACCAAACACCGUUACUGAGGAAAAUACUAGUACCCCGGGAAAGGGAGCUAAUUCUAUGCCUAUGGAAUGUAAUAGUAGUAAUAUUGAGGAAUACCCCUCCGGGGUUGGCCGUGGACCUCACUCCGUAACGGGAAAAACCAAAUUAAUAAAUAUAAAAUUACAUAAUGGUAUAUUAAUACCACAUUUAAGACAUGUACAAUAUGCAUUGAAUAUGGGUGUUGGUACACCAAAACAAGAAAUAAAUCCAAUAAUAGAUACGGGUAGUACAAAUACUUGGGUAAUAUCACAAAAUUGUAUAUCAAAUACUUGUGAAGGUGUUGCAUCAUUUAAUAGUAAAAAAUCGGAAACUUUUAAUCCUAUAAAUGAAGGAUUAAAAAUUAAAUUUGGUACUGGUAUUAUUAAAGGUGUUUUAGGUAUUGAUAAUAUUACUAUUGGUAAUGAUAUUAUUAAACAACAAAUUUUUGGUCUUGUUAAUGAAGAAAAUUCUAAUAUUUUUAAUGUAAUAAAAUUUCAAGGUAUAAUUGGAUUAGGAUUUCCUAAAUUAGCAUUUGAUCAUCAUACAUCACUUUAUGAUAAUUAUUCUAAACAAAUUAAUGCAGAUUUAAUCUUUUCAUUAUAUUUCUCAAAUCAAUAUUCAUAUUUAAUGAUGGGUGGUAUUGAUAAAAGAUUUUAUAAAGGAGAUUUAUAUAUGUUACCAGUAAUUAGAGAAUUAUAUUGGGAAAUUAAAUUAUAUGAAUUAUGGAUUGGUAAUAUUAAAUUAUGUUGUAAUAAUGAAUCUUAUAUUAUUUUCGAUUCUGGUACUUCAUUUAAUACUAUGCCACAUACUGAAUUUUUAUUAUUUAAACAAUAUAUUAAACCCAAAUAUUGUAAUGGAUUAGAAAAUAUAUAUGAAGAAUAUCCAAUAAUAAAAUAUAAAUUAGAAGGUGGUAUUGAAAUAAAUAUAGAACCACAAGAAUAUAUAUUUCUUCAUAAAGAUAAAUGUCGUAUUGCUUAUAUGCAAAUUGAUGUACCAUCAAGUUAUGGACGUGCAUUUAUACUUGGUACACAAGCUUUUAUGACACAUUAUUAUACUGUUUAUCAAAGACAACCACCUAUGGUACGUUACGGUGCUUGCUCCAACAGCAACAGCACCAAAACGGGUUCACUAACUCCCCAAAGGGGCUUCUUAACCUCUGAGAGGGGUCUCUUUAGUUAUACUAGUUAUUUACCCUUAGUAGUUAUAUACCUACAGUAUUUAGUUCUCUUUCCAGGGUCUAUUUAG